Messenger RNA from Lycium barbarum (goji berry), 1198 nucleotides. RefSeq names its product putative methylesterase 11, chloroplastic. The coding region runs from base 1 to 966 and encodes 321 amino acids. The record is from RefSeq and is a predicted model, not a curated record. Gene Ontology annotation, molecular function: methyl jasmonate esterase activity; methyl indole-3-acetate esterase activity. The transcript is spliced from 7 exons. NCBI's taxonomy places the organism in Eukaryota, Viridiplantae, Streptophyta, Magnoliopsida, Solanales, Solanaceae.
AUGACGCCCUUAAAAUUUGCCCCAGUUUCUGGCAUAGGGGAAGGCUUUUGGAUAUUAGGCAUCAACGUGACUUGUAAAGCUUCUGGUUUAAUGGAGUAUCUUGGCGGUGUAUAUAUAAGUGAAGAGGUCAUUUCUGCUCUAUUAGUAAAGAAACAGUGUGUUUUGCUUGUUGCUGAAUUAACCAUCGAUGAUUUAGAGACAAACCACUUUGUCCUAGUCCAUGGUGGUGGAUUUGGAGCCUGGUGUUGGUAUAAAACCAUUGCACUUUUAGAGGAGGCUGGAUUUAAGGUGACCGCAGUGGAUUUAACUGGUUCAGGCGUUCAUUCUUCUGACACGAAUAGCAUCAUCAGCUUAUCGCAAUACGCAAAGCCACUCACUGAUUUUCUUCAAAAGCUUGCUGAUGGAGAGAAGGUGAUUUUGGUAGGACAUGAUUUCGGUGGUGCAUGCGUAUCAUUUGCCAUGGAGCUCUAUCCCUCUAAAGUUUCAAAGGCUGUAUUUGUUGCUGCAACAAUGCUCACUAGUGGACAAAGUUCCCUUGAUAUCUUCUCAGAAAAGAUGAAGUCAAAUGACCUUAUGAGACGGUCUCAAAUAUUUAUUUAUGCAAAUGGGAAUGACAAACCACCAACAGCCAUUGAUCUGGACAAAUCACUCCUGAAAGACUUAUUAUUCAACCAUAGUCCUGCUAAGGACGUCGCAUUAGCUUCUGUUUCAAUGAGGCCAAUUCCAUUCUCCCCAGUCCUUGAGAAGCUUUCUCUGUCUGACUUCAAGUAUGGUUCCAUCAGACGGUUUUACAUAGAAACAACGGAAGAUAAUGCUAUACCAAUAGCUUUACAACAGAGCAUGAUUAGCCAAAAUCCACCAGAACGGGUUUUUCAUCUCAAGGGUGCUGAUCACUCACCUUUUUUCUCCAAGCCGCAAGCCCUACACCGAAUUUUGGUAGAGAUCUCAACUGUUCCAUCAACAUGAAGCUGUUACGCUUUCAUAAAAUUAUACUGACAUGUUCCAAGUAAUUCAGGUGCUGCCUACACUUAAAAUUGCAUCAGCAUGUAAAGUUGCCCGUCAUGUAUAUGCACAAUAUAUCUAGCUUAUUUGUUCUGUUUAGAUUAUUUGUUGAUGGGGAGAAUUGUCUCGUUGACGCGAAGCCUUUAAAUUUUUUAAGAAGAAGAAAAGAACAGAAAUUAACCCUUUCUUGUUUUCA